Molecule: messenger RNA, 1836 nt
Organism: Bubalus bubalis (water buffalo)
Lineage: Eukaryota; Metazoa; Chordata; Mammalia; Artiodactyla; Bovidae
Product: binder of sperm protein homolog 2-like
Exons: 5
Coding region: 130-516 (128 amino acids)
Cellular component (GO): cell surface
Molecular function (GO): heparin binding
Source: RefSeq, a predicted model, not a curated record
GGGAGAAAAGGCUGUGGAGUGAGUCUGUGAAUAGUCGGAAGAGCAGGAGUGGGAGGAGCAGAAGCUGGAGGGCAUAAAGCCAGAAGCGACUCGCGCUACUGGGCAGGCCACCUGCGGCCACUGGGAGUGAUGAGAAGCCCGGUGGGAUGGCUGUCCCUGGCCCUCUGCCUACAUGGGCUGAAAUCAGACUUGAUUUUCCGUAUCCCUCGUCCAUUCUCAGUGUUUAGUAACUAUUCCUGUAUCUUUCCAUUUGUGUAUGAUGACAUCAUCUACUACAGCUGCAUCUCCGUCCGCAGUGACUAUGCCUGGUGCUCUAUCGACGAGAUGUUCCAAGGUAGAUGGCGGUACUGCACCGCGAAAGAUCCCCCAAGCUGCACCUUCCCUUUCUUGUACAGAAAUAAAUACUUUUCUAAGUGCACCAAGGAAGGCUAUGUUUUGAGUCGGAGUUGGUGUUCAUUGACAAGAGAUUAUAACAAAGACGGAAAAUGGAAACAGUGCUCCCCUUACCAUCUAUAAGUCUUGGUGUUCUCAAAGAGGCAGAAGUUACAGGAUUCUUCAGCUGCCUCUGAAAAUACAUCCUUUCCCUGGUCAUUCUGACCAAUAAAGAUUUCCUCUGUCUUCCGUGUGAAUGACUCCUUUUCUCCAAAAAAGAUACAACCCAAGCUCAGUGGUGGCCACUGCAAUGCUGGCUGGGGUGGGGGUGGGAGACCAGUAGUGUAUUUAUGGAGAAGAACUUGCAUUCAAAUAAAAAUCCCGAUGGAUUGCUAACAGCAUAAUCUUUGGCAAGUUAACUAAAUUCUUAGAGAAACUCACUUCCCCUUACACAAUUUUAAAAUUAUGGUAUGCACUUUUAGCUGUUUGAGAUAAAAUUUAUGAUAUACAAUUAACCAUUUUAAAGUGAACAAUUCGGUGGCAUUUAGUACAGUUACAAUGCUAUGCAACCAUCAUCUCUGUCUAGUUCCUAAACAUUUUCACUAUCCCGAGAGGAGACCUUGUACCCAUGAGGAGUCAUUCUCCAAUCUCUCCUCCCUCCAGCCCCUGGGAACCAUUAACCCUAACCCUCUCCUGGAUAUUUCAUAUAAUAUGUGACCAUCAGGGUCUGGCUUCUUUCACUUAGCAUAAUGUUGUUGAGGCUCACCCCACAUUGUCACGUGUGUCAAUGUUUCAUUUCUUUCCAUGGUUGAGAGAUAUUUUACUGUCUGGAUAUACCGUGUUUUAUUUAUCCAUGGUUGUUGCUGUUCAGUCCACUAAGUCGUGCCUGACUCUCUGUGAUCCCGUGGACUGCAGCACACUGGGCUUCCCUGUCCUUCACUGUCUCCCAGAGUUUGCCCAAACUCAUGUCUAUUGAGUCAGUGAUGCUUCUAACCAUCUUAUGUAGAUUUUAUGAAGCACAUAUGUCAUAUGUAUAGAGCUAGGUGAAUUUCCACUAAACACUCCAUGUAACUGACAACUAUAUUUUUAAAAAAACAUCAUUUCUAGCCCUGCUUCAUUCCCUUUUCCAGGCGCUACCCACCCAAAUGGCACCAAUGGAUUUGCCAGUUGAAGCAGGGUUUCCAUAAACCUUCAAUUUGUUAAAAAAAAAAAAAAAAGAGGAGACUUCCCUCUUGAUUCAGUGGUUGAGACUCUGCACUUCCACACUGCUGGGGACCAGGUUUCCUUCCCUGGUCAGGGAACUACAUCCCACAUAUGGCAACUAAGACCUAGCACAAUCAAAUAAAAUCUUUUUAAUUGGGGAAGAAGCAAUGGAAAAUAACCUCAAUAAACAAGAAAGCAAAGACACAAGACAGGACUAAGGAAACAGGAAACUGUUGAAAGGCUGCAAGAUCAAAUGUGUUA